Messenger RNA from Galleria mellonella (greater wax moth), 2474 nucleotides. RefSeq lists its product as uncharacterized. NCBI's taxonomy places the organism in Eukaryota, Metazoa, Arthropoda, Insecta, Lepidoptera, Pyralidae. Gene Ontology annotation, biological process: DNA integration. The record is from RefSeq and is a predicted model, not a curated record. The transcript has a single exon. Bases 591 to 2195 code for a protein of 534 amino acids. Gene Ontology annotation, molecular function: nucleic acid binding.
AAUGUUAUUGGCAUUGGCCAUAAUGCUACCAAUAAUAUAACUGAAAGUUCUAUGGUACAAAUACAAUCUCUAAAUAAUAAAAGUAAAUUUAAAUUAAAUUGCUUCGUUCUUGAUAGACUUACAGGAAGUUUACCACAAUUUUGUGUAAAUUUAAAUUUACCCAAACAGAUUAUGUUAGCGGACCCAACAUUUGACCAACCAGGUCCUAUCGAUAUGUUGAUAGGUGCUGACCUCUUUUGGGACAUUAUACUAUCUGAGCAGACUUCCUUAGGUCCAAACAAACCAAAACUUCGUAAUUCUGUAUUUGGCUGGCUGAUCGGCGGUCCCAUAAAUACAUGUAAAAAUAAUGAUAUUCAUUGUAAUAAUAUAAUUGUCAAUGCACCUUUAUCUAAAGAAUCAAAUGUUGACGCCCUUCUUACUAAAUUCUGGGAACUAGAAGAGCUUCCUCAAAAAACUAUUUUAAAGCCAAUAGAAUAGGUGAAAUCCAAGAAAACACGCAGUCGUCUUCCUGGCGUUAUGUUCCCACUGCAGAGAAUCCUGCCGAUUUAAUUUCACGUGGUGUAAGUGCCGAUCAGCUGUGUCAUACAGACAUGUGGUGGGAAGGGCCCAAAUUUCUGCAAAAGAAAGAAGACGAAUGGCCAGUUUUAAAACAUGAUAAUUUUAAUAAUUUACCUGAGCUUAAAGUGGUUGCUACGUCCGUCAUUGUAAACAAAUCAAUAAUAGAAAUGGAACGGUUUUCAAAUCUUAAUAGACUGCAAAGAUCGGUCGCUUAUGUCAAUCGCUUUAUAUACAAUAUAAAAAACCCCAAUAUCAAAAUAUCAGGCCCAUUAACUGUUGAAGAGUUGAACAAAUCUUUUAACUUUUUAUGCACUAUAUCCCAACAAGAAAGUUUUCCCAUUGAACUUAAAGCGUUAUCAAAUGAAAAAUUUUUGAAUACGAAAUCAAAAAUAUUAUCAUUGUCACCGUUUCUUGAUAACGAUAACUUAAUACGAGUGGGUGGGCGUAUAGACGCUUCAACCUAUCCAUAUAAUAAAAGACAUCCAGUUUUAUUAGAUUCGUCUCAUUAUUUAUGCAAAUUGAUAUUUAGAGCAGAGCACAUUCGCAACAUGCACGCUGGCCCACAACUGCUUCUAGCCACAGUCAGACAAACUGUUUGGCCCAUUAAGGGUAGGUUAUUAGCACGAGCAACUGUACGUAAAUGUGUACGUUGCCGACGAGUUUUAGGAAAGACGUUAUUGCCAAAAAUGGGUGAUCUACCCUCACAAAGAAUUACGCCAGAUUUUCCUUUUACAUCUGUUGGUAUUGACAUGGCUGGACCCUUUAUUACAUUAAAUCGAAAGGGACGAGGAGCUAAAUUAUCUAAGUCUUAUUUAUGUUUAUUUGUAUGUCUACGGUACAAAUGCGUUCAUUUGGAGGCUGUAAGCGACCUCACUAAGGAUGCUUUUAUUAUGACCUUACGUCGGUUUAUAUGUCGUCGCGGCAAGCCAGCGGAAAUAUUUUCCGAUAACGGUCGUAAUUUUGUUGGAGCCGCUAAAGAACUUAAUGGUUUUCUAAAGACUAAUAAUGAAAAAUUAUCUGAGUUUGCAGUUCAGGAAGGCAUUAAAUUUAUUUUUACUCCUUCUUACGCUCCUCAUUUUGGUGGUAUUUGGGAAGCAGGAAUCAAAUCUUCCAAACACCUUAUACGUCGUGUAAUGGGCAAUUCUCAUUUAACCUUCGAGGAACUUUCGACUCUUUUUGCACAAGUGGAAUCUAUAUUGAAUAGUCGUCCAUUGUGUCCCUUAUCCUCUUCCCCAGACGACUUCCUAUUCCUUUCCCCAGGGCACUUUCUGAUUGGAAAACCGCUGAAUGCUUUGCCAUCCCCUUGUCUAGAAGACUAUAAGGAAAGUUGCUUGCGUCGCCAUGCACGUCUUGAGCAAAUAAGACAGCAUUUUUGGCGAAGAUGGCAACAAGAAUACAUCUCUGAAUUACAAGUACGGACCAAAUGGAAACUUGAUACAGCCAAAGUAAAGAUUGGAGAUUUGGUCUUGCUGCGUGAAGAUACUCUUCCUCCGUUAUGCUGGCGUACUGGUCGAGUAACAAAAUUAUAUCCAGGACCUGAUGGAAUCUCUCGUGUCGCAGAUGUAAAUACAAAGACAGGAUGUUACCGGCGACCUCUUGUUCGCCUCUGCCCUCUUCUUGCUGAUGAAGACUAUUAACGAUGGAGACGAUUGAAGAGCGAGUCUUCAACGGGGGAGUUUAUGUUAAUGACAAUUUCGUAAUUGCGUGCUCGGCCUGUUCGAGCAGGCGUUUCCUUUUUUAUUAUUGUCCUACCGUCCACUGUUGUAUUUACGGCACGGUGCCAUCUUGUUUUUCACUUGGAUAGUUGUAACACCAUUCAGAACAUUAUUGUUAACAUUUAUCUCUAAUAAAACGCAUUUUUAUCAACCAGAGUUUAUUCUAAAAUAAAUUUCAUUGUGUCCACGACGAGACAAAUC